UCCUCUUUGUUCUGCUUGAGCUCAACGGCUGCAGUCCUGGAUUCAGUGAGAGCUGAGGAACAAAUAACUUUCAGCAGAAACCGUGAACUAAGAGUCAUCAAAGCUUUCGGACGCAGCUGCAGCGAUCUUCUGAGGAGAGGGUAGCAGUUCACGGUAUUUAUCAUCUUUAAACAACGUAGUGACUACGUUUUGAUGAAAAGCAGGAAUAUCUGGAGGAGUAUCAUCUGAACUGAGAUCUGCUGCUGUGAAGAUGUUUGUUAAAGAGGAGAGUGAAAAGAACACGAGUGAACCAGAAACCUGGAUAAUAAAACCCGAGAAGCCAGAAACCUGGAGAAUAAAACCAGAGGAGCCAGAAACCUGGAGAAUAAAACCCGAGGAACCAGAAACCUGGAGAAUAAAACCCGAGGAGCCAGAAACCCGAAGAAUAAAACACGAGGAUCCAGAAACCUGGAGAAUAAAACCCGAGGAGCCAGAAACCUGGAGAAUAAAACCCGAGGAGCCAGAAACCCGGAGAAUAAAACCCGAGGAGCCAGAAACCCAAAGAAUAAAACCCGAGGAGCCAGAAACCCGGAGAAUAAAACCCGAGGAGCCAGAAACCCGGAGAAUAAAACCCGAGGACUUAGAAACCUGGAGAAUAAAACCCGAGGAGCCAGAAACCCGAAGAAUAAAACCCGAGGAGCCAGAAACCCGGAGAAUAAAACCCGAGGAGCCAGAAACCCGGAGAAUAAAACCCGAGGACUUAGAAACCUGGAGAAUAAAACCCGAGGAGCCAGAAACCCGGAGAAUAAAACCCGAGGAGCCAGAAACCUGGAGAAUAAAACCCGAGGAGCCAGAAACCCGAAGAAUAAAACCCGAGGAGCCAGAAACCCGGACAAUAAAACCAGAGGAGCCAGAAACCUGGAGAAUAACCAGAGACCGAGAGAAUAAAACGCGAGGAGCCAGGAGAAUAAAACAUGAGGAAAAAGGAGGCCUAAUGAAAGAAGAAAGGCAAGAUCUGAAUGAGGUUGAUGAGCAAUAUCAGGAUCAGAAAGAUCAUGAUGUCAAUGGAGAAAAGUCAGUGAGUUCCAGCCUUAAAACAACAGAACCCAAGAGGCCUAUCAGCUGCUCUCAGUGUGGUAAGAGUUUCAAAUAUAACAGUAAACUUAAGAAGCACAUGUUAAUUCAUACUGGGAUAAAGCCUUUCAGCUGCUCUCAGUGUGGAAACACUUUUGCACGCAAAGAAAGCCUUGAGAACCACAUGUUAAUUCAUGCUGGAAUAAAGCCUUUCAUCUGCUCUCAGUGUGGAAGGAGUUUUAGAAGGAAUGCUAGCUUAAAGGAUCACAUGUUAAUUCAUAAUGGAAUAAAGCCUUUCAGCUGCUCUCAGUGUGGAAAGAGUUUUACAAGGAAAGAAGGCUUAAAGGAUCACAUGUUUAGUCAUACUGGAAUAAAGCCUUUUAGCUGCUCUCAGUGUGGAAGGAGAUUUACACUGAAAGCUAGCUUAAAAGAUCACAUGUUUAGUCAUACUGGAAAAAAGCCUUUUAGCUGCUCUCAGUGUGAAAAGAGUUUUACACGGAAAACUGGCUUAAAGGAUCACAUGUUUAUUCAUACUGGAAUAAAGCCUUUCAGUUGCUCUCAGUGUGGAAACUUUUUUGCACGCAAAGAAAGCCUUGAGAAGCACAUGUUUAUUCAUACUGGAACAAAGUCUUUCAGCUGCUCUCAGUGUGGAAAGAGUUUUAUGCAGAAAGAACAACUUGAGAGUCAUUUGGUAACUCACACUUCAGAUAAUCCUUUCAUCUGCUCUCAGUGUGGAAAGAGUUUUACAAAUAAAGUAGGCUUAAAGCAUCACAUGCCAAUUCAUACUGGAAUAAAGCCUUUCAGCUGCUCUCAGUGUGGAAAGAGUUUUACAUAUAAAUCGAGCCUUACGAACCACAUGAUGAUUCAUACUGGAAUAAAGCCUUUCAGCUGCUCUCAGUGUGAAAAGAGUUUCAUAUGUAACGGUAAUCUUAAUAGGCACAUGUUAAUUCAUGCUGGGAUAAAGUCUUUCAGCUGCUCUCAGUGUGGAAAGUGUUUUACACUGAAAGAAAACCUUAAGAUUCAUUUGGUAACACACACUUCAGAAAGUCCUUUCAGCUGCUCUCAGUGUGGAAAGUGUUUUACAUAUAAAUCAGGCCUUACGAGGCACAUGUUAAUUCAUACUGGGUAAAAGUCUUUCACUGUUUUACAUAUAAUCAAGCCUUAAGAGGCACAUGUUAAAUCAUACUGGGUAAAAGUCGUUCACAGUUUGGAAAAACUUUUACACAGAAAGGACAUUGCAAGGUUCAUUUGGUAACCCACUCUUCAUAAAAGCCUUUCACCUUGGGGAGUUAAAGUAAAUGACUGUUUUUCUGAAUGACUGUCAUCAACUGGAUCACCUCAAGGAUGUAUCCUCUCACCCUUAUUAUUUAUCUUGUACACAAAGACUGUAAAAGUAGUUUUAGAAAUAGGCAUAUUAUAAAAUUUGCUGAUAAUUCAGUAAUCGUUAGCUUAUUGAGUGAGGAGGACUCCAUGUUUGGCCCCGUGGAUUAUGAAUUUAUUAUGUGGUGUCAGAAUGCUUUCUUGAAAUAUACUGUAAAGGCACAAAAUGUAAUUUUUCACCGCUGGAGGGUGUGUAUUCAAAAUAAGCCGUCGGCAAAAGAAACCUUGACACACGUAUAGCUUGAAAGCUUUUAUUUUGCAAAACUGCUUCCAGUCGUGCGUAUGAGAGGUAAAGCAGCGCUGUUUUCAUAUACUAUAUACGUUUGAAAGUACUGUUAUAAUGCUACUCUGUGCUGUCGUCACCGGUCUAUUAAAACACACAACAUUAAAGCGUC
Molecule: messenger RNA, 2828 nt
Organism: Carassius gibelio (silver crucian carp)
Lineage: Eukaryota; Metazoa; Chordata; Actinopteri; Cypriniformes; Cyprinidae
Product: gastrula zinc finger protein XlCGF26.1-like
Exons: 3
Coding region: 251-2182 (643 amino acids)
Biological process (GO): regulation of transcription by RNA polymerase II
Molecular function (GO): DNA-binding transcription factor activity; RNA polymerase II cis-regulatory region sequence-specific DNA binding
Source: RefSeq, a predicted model, not a curated record